CAGUGCCCCUCCACGUGGGGCUCAGCUCCAGGUCCGAUCGCGGGGCAAAUGACUUGACUUCGAACCUCCAGUUUUCGGCGUCCGUCCACGGAUUAUUUGCGCACCAUCUUUCUGCUUGUCUUGAGCUUCUUAAAUCUUUACGGAGCCAUAUAAUACCCAAGGGCAACACAUCAGACGAAAAUGGCUUCAGAAUUCCCCACCAAGAAGUGCGGCGUCCUUGGCUGCACCGGCUCCGUAGGGCAGCGAUUCAUUCUCCUCCUCGCGAAGCACCCCUACCUCACGCUCCACGCCAUCGGCGCCUCCUCGCGCUCCGCUGGGAAGAAGUACCGCGACGCCGUGAAAUGGAAGCAGGCCUCCCCCAUCGGCGCCAUUGGCGACAUGAUCGUCCGCGAGUGCAAGUCAUCCGAGUUUGCCGAUUGCGACGUUGUGUUCAGUGGUCUGGAUUCGGACGUCGCUGGUGAGAUUGAAAUGGAGUUUGUCAAGGCCAACAUCCCCAUCUUCUCCAACGCAAAGAACUACCGUCGCGACCCUCUCGUGCCCCUCGUCGUACCGACCGUCAACCUGUCCCACCUCGACCUCAUCCCCCACCAGCGCGAGCACCACAAGCUCCAAAAGGGUUUCCUCGUCUGCAACUCGAACUGCGCCGUCAUCGGGCUCGUUGGGCCCUUUGCCGCCCUGCAGGCCAAGUUUGGCAAGAUCGACAAGGUCAGCAUUGUCACCAUGCAGGCCGUCUCGGGCGCUGGCUACCCCGGCGUGAGCAGCAUGGACAUGAUCGACAACGUCGUGCCGUUCAUCCCGGGCGAGGAGGACAAGCUGGAGAGCGAAGCAAGGAAGAUCCUCGGUGAUCUGAACGCCGACAAGAAUGGCUUCACGGAGCAAUCCACCCUCCGGGUCUCCGCGGCGUGCAACCGCGUGCCUGUCAUGGAUGGACACACUGCUUGCGUAUCACUGUCGUUCGAGAGCAAGCCAGCGCCCACCGCGGAGCAGGUGAAGCAGGCGCUGCGCGACUUCAAGCCGGAGGCUGUCACGCUCGGCUGCCCCUCUGCCCCUGAGCCGGCCAUCACAGUGUUCGACGAGCCGGACAGGCCCCAGCCCAGGCUGGACCGCGACCUAGGCAACGGCUAUAGCGUCAGUGUCGGGCGCGUCAGGGAGGAUGAGGCUGGUAUCUUUGACAUCAAAUUUGUUGCCUUGAGCCAUAACACUGUCAUUGGCGCGGCUGGCUCUUCGAUAUUGAACGCCGAAGCGGCCGUGCUCAAGGGGUAUCUCUAAAAGCGUUGAAUUGGAUAGACUGUUGAAGGGCAAUGGAAGUUAAAAUACAUUAAGAAGCCUUUAAUUAGGUUCUUUGUCAAACCCAUGCGCACAUUUGUCCAUUCUAUUCCAGCAGGGCGCGUAUCGCAUCAAGAAACGUGAUCAGGACA
Messenger RNA from Emericellopsis atlantica, 1418 nucleotides. RefSeq lists its product as uncharacterized. Gene Ontology annotation, biological process: L-threonine biosynthetic process. NCBI's taxonomy places the organism in Eukaryota, Fungi, Ascomycota, Sordariomycetes, Hypocreales, Bionectriaceae. Gene Ontology annotation, molecular function: NAD binding; NADP binding; protein dimerization activity. The record is from RefSeq and is a predicted model, not a curated record. The transcript is spliced from 4 exons. Bases 181 to 1269 code for a protein of 362 amino acids.